Molecule: messenger RNA, 6709 nt
Organism: Notodromas monacha
Lineage: Eukaryota; Metazoa; Arthropoda; Ostracoda; Podocopida; Cyprididae
Source: the annotation of a GenBank genome assembly
AUGUGCUGUAAUUCUUCCAGGGCCUUUUUUCACGUUCAACAUGUCCUACCUUGGAAUCGAGGGAGAACCUCCCCGAGACCCUAUUCGUGAAACUUUGGUGCGUGAUGGUGAUCCAGGGCCCGCAAAGCUGAAAUUUUCCUUGGAUGACCAGAAAUCUUCUGAAGUCAGUAACUUCGGCGUUUUUGUUCGCGUUCGUCCAUUGAUCGACAAUGAAGUUGGCGAUUUUCUAACUCCUUCGGGCCCUCAGCAACUUAUUGUCGCGAAGCCUCCAGAUGUUUUACUUUUUCACCAACCGCAUGCAACUCAAGGGAAGAUCGUGACAAAUGCGAUGGAGCAUAAGAUGGAAUUCACGCGUGUCUUUACGGACGAUGCCUCACAAGAGGAAAUUUAUGAAAACGUAUGUGCGUGUGCAAUUCGAGAACAACCGGAAUCUGGGAUAUCGGUCUUAUUCUCGUAUGGCACGUCGAGUGCAGGGAAAACUUACACUAUGAGAGGAACGAGGAAAAAUCCGGGAGUGAUAUCGCGCGCCGUAGAAGAUGUUUUCCGCUUUCACGGGCGUGAUUUGAGACCGGACCUGCCCGUGAAUCCGUCAUAUUUCACUAAAAUUGCCGUGUUGGAUGACAAUGCCAUAAAGUCUCGACAGCAAGCUAAACAAAGACUUUUUGCGAUGCAAAAUUUUGAUCCUUCCUCGAGUGGCCUCAUGGAUUCAAUCGUUUCGGUCUCAUCAACGCAGUCAAGUUUGAAAAGCGAUUAUCCGUACGCGACCGCAUUUGUUUCUUUCCUUGAAAUCUAUCAAGGGAGCUGCUUUGAUAUUUUGAAUCCUAUCACUUUGGGAGCUCGCAGAGAAGUUCUAAAAGUUCGUGACUACAAAUCAGGAUCAGAUGACUUAUCCUACGUAGCAGGAUUGUCUGAAAUACCUGUUCAAAAUGCGAGUGAGGCAUUAACUCUGUGGAGAGCUGGUAUGAAGAACUUACAAUAUGCCUCGACUGCUUUGAAUACCAACUCUUCUCGAUCACACUGUAUAUUCACCUUGAAAGUCGUCAGAAUUGAUGACUUGGAUCAACCGACUACUGGAUCCACCACAGUGUUUUCAUUUUGUGACCUGGCGGGUGCCGAGCGUGCGGAGAAGGCCGAAACGAAAGGUCAUUCCUUUCGAGAGACAAGGAAAAUAAAUGCCUCAAUCUCAUCUCUCAUGAACUGUAUUCGUGCCAUGAGAAAAGCUGAUGGGAAAACGAAGCAGAAUGUGGUGAUCCCGUUCCGUACGUGUCGCUUAAGUCAUGUGCUGAAGAAUUUCUUCCUUCAAGGCCAAGUUCGAAUGUUAGUGAAUGUUUCCCCUUCCAUGGAAGUCCACUCGGAAACGCUAACUGUUCUGCGUUUCUGCACUGAAGCUGAGGUCGUGUUGAAGUCUUACUCAAGCAAGCAAGAACACUCAAUUGAAGAAAAACCAUCUUCGACAGCAUUUCAAAAUUUUGUUGCGCAUGCGAGAAGAAUGACCAUGAAGGUUUCGACAUCAUCACUAGCUGAGAUCGAAUCAUCUUCCGUGGCCAUCAUCAAUGAAGAAAAAUCUGUUGAUGAAGAAAUGCAUACUGUGCAAACAAGUGAAAUAAAACAUGAAGACGAAGCAGCCGAACAUACGGGCGUCAAAGAUUCUACUCCUGCAUUUAGGAGAUACUCCGAGGACGAUGAGCUUUUGAAUCAGUGGAUAAAAAGAUGCGAAGCGUUUGAAGAACAGUCGAAGGUUUACCGCGGGAAAUACCUGGAGUACAAAGAGCUUCUUUUCAAUGAGCGCGAUGCACAUUCCAAAAGGAUCAAAACCUUGACCGCUGAUCACGCCGCGGACCUUCGAAAGAUGUACGAGAAGGGUUUGGAUGCAGCUAGAUCGACGAAGGCCACCGUUGACGCAUUGUUUGCAGACGAAGAUGACGAUGAAGAGCUUUCGCCGCCGAGAAAGAAUUCAGAAGAAGAAAACGCAGAUGUAUUAGUUCUUCGUGAAGCGAAGACUGAACUGGAGAAACAGCUUGCCUCUUCUGUUGAGAGGGCAAAUAACCUGGAAGUAGAAUUGAAAGAACACGUCCAACUCGUACAAGUUCUGGAAGACAAAGUGAAAGGCGCUGUUGAGUUUUUCUCACAGAAGAGAGAAGAAACUGCCGAAUUGGAGGGUGUGAUCGAAAAGCUUAGGAAUGAAAAUGCUGGUCUUGAGGCAAACUUGGAAGAUGCCAAGUUGGAACUUGACGCAAAAAGAGCCGAAAGCAUGGAAAACAUCAGGAACUUCGAGCAGGAAGUGAAUGAAUUGAAAGAAGAAUUCGAAGGAAAGUUGCUGAAGUUACAACAGACCAAUGCAGACCAAUGUCAACAGCUCAAAGAAUUGCAGAACAAGUCAGAACAAAUGAAGGAAGAAUUUUCAGUUCUUCAGAAGAAUCAUGACUGUUUGGUGGAGGAGUUGAAAGAUAAAAAGCAAUCUUCUGAAAAGCUUGAGAACACUCUUCAAGACAGGAAUGCUGUCAUUGAUGAAAAGGAAAAGAAGUGUGGGGAUCUUCUGGAAAAGAUUUCUUCCUUAGAAUCUGCCCAAAUCUUGCACAAAGAAACAUAUGGGAAGAUAUGUCAGGAAAAUUUGAUCCUGAAGGAAAAAUUGGAAGAUGCCUUGAAGACUAAUGCCAAGUUGGAGAAAGAGAAAUCUGGCAUUGAAGCACAAAUGGCUGAAGAAGAAAAGAUUAGAGCUUCAUGUGAGGGUAUUCAUGAAUCGCUGAAGGCCAUGAAAAAUAAAUUGAAUUCAAUCCAGAAGGAGAAUGAAGCUCUGAAAAGUGGCCGCACAAUAGAUAUUUCUCGCAUGGAAGAAUUAUCUCAUCAACUUAUGGUGAAGGAAAGAGAAUUGGUUGAAGCCGAAGGAGAAAUUGCUGUUCUGCAGAAGGAGUGUAAGAAGUUGAGCGCAAAAGAUGGUUUGUUACAAGAACAGAUGAAAUUGGCUCCAAAAAGCGGGGUUGAACUAAAUUCAGGCGAUCAUACAAGGGCAGCACCAGCAGUUGAGAGGAAUCCAAAGACGGUUUUUGUAAAACCAGUCGAGAAAGUAGAAAGAAACUGUGCAUCUUCACCUACUCAUGUGGAAUUCGUUCCUCCGCAAACGCCUCAAGCUUUGGCUGCUGCUGUUGGCACAGAUGCCAUUUUGACGCCUCCAUUGAAAAGAAGAAUGCGCCCAAAAAGAACUCCAUCCAGUGUUCAAACUGCAUCUGUUACCCGUUCAACUGCGAGCAAGUUGACAAAGAAAGCAAAGAAUAUCUUGCUUGAAGACAGUGAGGAAGAAGAAAGCAGUGCUCCAAAGCGGGGAAAGAGAGAUCAUGAAAAUGAUUUCGCUUCCGCCAAGCUGGAAGUUUUUAAUGCCGCGUAUACCUACGCCGGACUGGACAUCGUCCAUCCUAGUCUGGUGGAGCAUGGUUACUGCAAACCAUGGUAUAGUGCUCCCAAUCUUGUGCUUAAGUUACCGAGGCGAGAAAUUUUCUUUUCCGAUCCCUUGGAAUCACAUUCUCUAGCCAGUGCAAACGUGGAAAGCGAGGAAGUUGACGUGGGGAUUGAAGAGCCGUGUGUUACAAAGGCACCUCCAAGAUGGACUCCAUCUAUUCAUCCGAAACAGGGUUUCCAGGAGUCCAUGCAAGAUAGCUGGGAAAAUGCAGCUUUCAUUUCUUUAGUUCACCCCGAUGACGUUAAUGAAGAGAACUGGGAGGCUAAUUUGAACAAGCUUGCUUGGAGCAAGGAUCAGCUGGAGCUUUUUCAGAAGGCCAUGAAAAUUAUUACUGACGCUUUGCUUGGUUUUCGUUGUUGUCCAAGUACGGACAACAACACAAGUGUCCGAUUGCAUCUUGAUUUGGCGGCGAGACGUCUCCGGGGAGUGUUUGCCUCGAUUGAAUGGAAAUCUGAGUUAACAGAUUGGCUUCACCAGCUCAUGAUGGAGAACGCAGGUUACUCUGACUUGGCAGUCUACUUGGAUGUCAUCCAGACGCUCCGUUCCAUGUUACCUGCGCAAGUGGAUCACAUGUUCCGAGUUGGAAUCAUGAAACGGUCGAUUCCACCGGAUGCAUUAAAUUUCCUCUUCCGUAAACCGUGGGAACCUCGACUUCCGAAAAUUCACAGCAUUAGCAAAAUGAGAAAUGUGAACCUGGUGGUUCUGGAGGCCUUUCCGCAACAGGGAUCAUCGGGACAUUCCUCGCAACAGAAGCGGCGUGCUUUUUGGAAUGAUAGCUUCCAGCAGUUGGGAAAUGUUGUGUUGGCAAAUCCUACAAUUGGAGGCGGCAGUUUAUGGACUGCGAAGCAUUACGUGGAAAGCAUUGAAGUCGCUCUCAUGUCAAAAAUUACCGAGACUCGGCAACAUCUGAAUCUCAUGUAUCACCAGUCUCAGAAGAAUCGUCCCGGUUCCGAGAAAGAAAUUCCAUUGGACAGUAGCAAAGAAGCGGCUUUGGCUUUGAAUCCUAUUGUUUUGAUUGGAUGGGAUACAGGAGCUGUUUCGUGUGCUCAGCUGGCUAAGAAAAUAAAAAAUCAAGGCAUUGCUGCGAUUAUUUGCCUUGGUUUCCCAACGAGCACCUUAGUCGGAAAGCGUGGGAAAGCUGACGAUUCGCUCGUUGAUCUUGACUGCGAUAUUCUCUUCAUUGUUGGAGAAAAUGCUGUGAAUACGCGACUACAAGAUCUGGAAGCCUUGAGGUCACAGAUGAAAGGAGGGAAUAGUCUUCUUGUCGUUGGUGGAGCUGAUGAGCACUUGAUGCUUUCGCCGGAAACACUAAUGAGGGAGAAAAUCACUCAAAAUGUUGCUGAUGCUAUGCUGAUUAAUGAAAUCUCGCAUUAUCUGGAAGCGACGAUAGGGAGGCAGCAGCAACAGUAUCUGGGCUGUAUCUCUGGUCCAGAUGAAGCCCCAAAAGGCAGUGAUGGAUUAAGUGCUUGGUCAACCCAUGGAAUGGCUUCUGGUUCUGCUAUUCGUCCAAGUAGCUUUGAUCAAACGGCAGGAUUUGUACCAUCCAGGGUUAUUGGCCCUGUUUUGGAACCUGUAGUAAGCAGCAAGCUUGAGCUGCCGCCGAUGACUUCUGGAAUUACAAUUUCAUCAUCAUCUGUUCCAAUCGACAUGCCUGCAGAUGGCUCCUGGGUUGAGCAAGCACGUUUGCAGUCAGCCAUCGCGAGUAUUUUAGGUGACACGGAAGAUAUUCUCGACACGUUUGAUGACCAAGUUCUCGACAUCAACGUGGGAGAGGCGACUGGAGGCGCCAUCGCCAGUGAAAACUGCGACAACGCCGCAGAUGCUGCCCUGGCGAACAUCUUUCCCUCAGUUGGCUUGUCAGAUUCUCCGCUCACUUCUGGUGCUCUUAGAUUGCAACCUUUGUUAAGCCCUUUGCCCAAAGUAAAUACUCCCAUAGGGCAACUCGUGACAGCUGCACAGGCCCUGGAAAAUAAACUUCGUCUUGGAAAUCCGGUUGGAAAUGCUGUUAAAAGACCUGCCUCUGAAUCUGUGGCGCCAAUGGUGACCAAGUUUCCACGACUUGAUACUACUACGACACCGUUGCGCUCGUCAUCAUCCGUCGGCCCAGUCAUUCCCGCAGUGUCACAGCUCAACGUACUUAAACGCACAUCCGGCGCUGGAGUACUCUUUGGAUCUCCAGAAUCCGCCCUAAGUCAGUUUGCUGUAACUGCUACGGAAUCCAGUUUGCCUGCUAAAGUUUCGAUCAGCCCGAAGAAGCCGUCUCCGCCCCAAACUGGGAAAACUUUGAAAGUGAAUUUUAGUAUGACGCCCGGUGGAUUGCUGAGUCGACAAGAACCUGAGCCGGUACAAGAAUCAGAGUACAACUUCGUUGGCAGCAGCAUCCUUGCGAACCAGGUUGCCGGCGUGCCGACGUCCCAACCUUUGAAACCCGUUAAGCGCACCGCCAUUUCCAGUUGGAAAAACGUUCAAAUUACGAGCGUGCGUCCAAGAUCAGUCGUCGUGCAAUCAGCAGCAGUGAGAAACCCCAAUGCCGUAAAAUCCAUCGGCCUCAAGACUGUACCUUUGGCUCGUUUCCCGAACCUCGGACCAAACGUUAGAGUGAUAAGCCUGGCUAAUAUCAACACUCGUGUGGGUCUCGCUCGGACGCGAAUGCCGGUAGUGCUGCGAAACGCGGACGGAGUUGCAACCGACGGAGCCGGAGGCGUCGUUCGAAUGGCACGUUUGACAACGACGCAAAAGGGCGUUCUGCAGGUCCAGCAGAUCCCACCUGACAAAAUGUCGAAAGAAGACCAGUUGAAUGAAAAGGUUAACUGUGAAUCGCAAGAUCCCUCUCCACUUUUGUUGAAGCAUCUGUCAAUGGAGUCGACGUCGUCUGUCGUUGAGAUGUCAACGACAUUCAUACAGCACACACCGGAGAAAGAUGAAGAGAUUGCGAAGUCUUCCACCGUAACGGCCGAACUGUCUUUGGUUCAAGUUGACUGCGUCGAAGCAAGUUUGAAUCCCAAACCGGCUUCUUCUGUACGUUCUCCAACUCCGGGAAAUUGUUCCGACGAGUUUAUACUUGAAGCUUUGACUGAAGCUGACGAGAUACAAUGUCUCGACGUGAAGAAACUCAAUUCUGAAGCAUCUCCAGUGGCCAAUGUAGGCAAGAGAAAGGGCCGAUCUACUGAAGCAGUAGACUCAUCGAUUGUUGCAAGACAAGAAGUAGUGCGACAUCUCCCAGGAAUUCGAAAAACCGCGUGUCUCCUCGUCUGA